Cucurbita moschata (crookneck pumpkin) is the source of this 2202-nucleotide messenger RNA. Its product is annotated as proline-rich receptor-like protein kinase PERK5. NCBI's taxonomy places the organism in Eukaryota, Viridiplantae, Streptophyta, Magnoliopsida, Cucurbitales, Cucurbitaceae. The record is from RefSeq and is a predicted model, not a curated record. Gene Ontology annotation, molecular function: protein kinase activity; ATP binding. Bases 1 to 1992 code for a protein of 663 amino acids. Gene Ontology annotation, biological process: protein phosphorylation. The transcript has 7 exons.
AUGUCUGAUUCAUCGGAUUCUCCCUCUCCUUCUUCCGAAUCGGAUUCGGAUUCUGGUUCCUCUCCCCCGCCUCCGUCUGAUUCAUCUCCACCUGCGCCCGAGUCCUCUCCGCCACCGCCGCAGGAUGUUUCUCCGCCUCCUCCGACUGGUUCAUCUCCACCUCCUCCGAAUGCAUCGCCGCCACCGCCGAAUGACUCAACGUCUUCAUCUCCUCCAUCUCCUCCAUCUCCUCCUCCGCCUCCUCCACCGCCACCACCUCCUCCGCCUUCUCCUCCACCUCCUGGAUCCUCCAGGCAUACUUCUCCGCCGAAAUCGAUCUCCUCCUCGCCUCAUUCCCGAUCCUCGGACUCCUCAUCCGGCGACUCUACGCCUGAGGUGGUUCCGAUUAUUGUAGGAGUGGCGGUGGCGGCAGGAUUUUUGCUAUUCGCCAUGGCACUGAUAUUCUUCGCUUGCAGCCGAAAGAAAAAGAAGCGUGAGAGUAAUACCGUAUACUACGAUGAUCGGCCUAAUCAGAAAGGUGGGGACCCCUAUUACAACGGAAGGAAUCAGAACUGGAACGGUACGGGCGAACAUUUCGUGAACAUACCGCCAGCCACCGGCGGAGGGCAAGGAGGAGGAUGGCCACCGCCAGCCACCGGCGGUGGGCAGGGAGGAGCAUGGCCACCGCCAGCCCCCGGCGGAGGGCAAGGAGGAGCAUGGCCACCGCCAGCCCCCGGCGGAGGGCAAGGAGGAGUAUGGCCACCGCCGCCGCCACCACCGGGAUUAUUAAGCAGCGACAUGAGCUCAAGCUUCUCAGGGCCACAUGGGCCACCGUUACCACCGCCACACCCGUCGGUGGCGCUGGGGUUCAAUAAAAACACGUUCACAUUCGACGAGCUGAUGGCAGCGACAAGCGGAUUCUCUCCGGCGAACUUGUUAGGGCAAGGCGGAUUCGGAUACGUUCAUAAAGGAGUGCUGCCCAACGGCAAGGAAAUUGCCGUAAAAAGCCUUAAAACAGGUAGCGGACAAGGAGAUCGGGAAUUCGCGGCGGAAGUAGAGAUUAUCAGCCGCGUCCACCACCGUCAUUUGGUAUCCCUCGUCGGUUAUUGCAUGACCAAUGAUCGGAAAAUGUUGGUGUACGAAUUUGUUCCUAAUAACAACCUCGAUUUCCACCUUCAUGGGGAGGGGCGCCCGCCGAUGCCAUGGUCGAUGAGAGUCAAGAUCGCACUCGGUGCGGCUAAGGGUCUAUCCUACCUCCACGAAGACUGUCAUCCUCGCAUCAUCCAUAGAGACAUUAAGACGGCAAAUAUUCUUAUAGACAUGAGUUUUGAAGCAAAGGUGGCUGAUUUUGGAUUGGCUAAGCUCAACCAGGACAAUUACACUCAUGUAUCCACUCGCGUUAUGGGCACAUUUGGUUAUUUGGCUCCGGAAUAUGCAUCAAGUGGGAAGCUAACAGAGAAAUCAGACGUAUUUUCAUACGGAGUAAUGCUUUUGGAGAUCAUAACUGGAAGACGACCCGUGGACGCAUCGGGGGAGCUGAUGGAGGACAGCUUAGUGGAUUGGGCGAGGCCUCUAUGCUUGAAAGCAAUGACUGAAGGAGCCUACGAGGCGUUGGCAGAUCCAAGAUUGGAGAAGGACUACGACGCUCAGGAAAUGGCAUGCAUGGUGGCUUGUGCUGCUGCAUGCAUUCGCCAUUCUGCUAAACGCCGUCCCAAAAUGAGCCAAGUUGUGCGGGCACUCGAAGGCGACGUAUCGAUGGAGGAUUUGAACGACGGAGUAAAGCCAGGCCAAAGCUCAUACUUCGGCUCCGGUACGUCGUCGGAUUACGACGCAAGCUCUUACAGCGCCGACAUGAAAAGGUUCAGAAAGGUAGCGUUGGAAAGCCGGGAAUAUACAAGCAGUGAUUAUGGUGGGACGAGCGAGUAUGGGCUAAACCCAUCAGCGACGAGCAGUGACAAUAGUCAGAAGCCAAGCCAAGCGUCAUCGCCCAAUUUACAGCCCAACAAACCCUAAAUUUUCAGCUUCUUUUUUGAAAUGUUGUUAUUGUUGUCGUUGUUGUUGUGCUGGGCAUGGACCGCCCAGUCGAUGAACUGAAGCAGUUUGUUUUUGAAGAUUUUAGGUUGCGGAUCAGUUUUGGUUUCUUCUUCGCAGUUCGUAACAGAGGUUUAUGUGUAAACGCAUAUAUUAUUCAUUUUCUUGAAUGAGUUUUUGUUGGACUUCUUU